AUGAAUUUACCACCAUGGUCUUGUCAUUUAUCUCCAUAUUAUCCAGCAAAUUAUUACUCAUAUCCAUAUAUUCCACCAUCAUCAUACAAUGUUAAUGGAACAUUAAAUUCAUCGAUUCAAACAAGUUUAAAUUCAUCAUCAGGAUAUGAAAGUGCAUGUAAUGAAACAAGUUUAAUUGAUCCAGCUCUUACAAGUCCAUCAGCUAUUAUUAAGGAAUCAAAUUAUAAUGUAAAUGUUAAUAACAAGAGACCAUUAGAUGAUAGUGAAAAUGAUCUUGAUGAAGAAAAUUAUUAUGGUCGUAAAAAACGUCGUGUACUUUCAAGACCACAACGUCAAGAAGCAAAUCGUCGUGAACGUCAACGAAUGGAAAUUAUUAAUGAUGCUUAUGAACAAUUACGAGAUGUACUUCCAUUUAAAAAAGGUCGAAAACGUCAAAAAAUGUCUCGCAUGGAUACAGUUGAUGGUGCUAUUCGAUAUAUUCAUUCACUUCUCGAAAUACUUCAUGGACCAAAUUAUGAUCCAAAUUGGGCUUUAUCAUAA
Adineta steineri is the source of this 540-nucleotide messenger RNA. The record is from the annotation of a GenBank genome assembly. Lineage: Eukaryota; Metazoa; Rotifera; Eurotatoria; Adinetida; Adinetidae.